Panicum hallii is the source of this 1148-nucleotide messenger RNA. Its product is annotated as cyclin-P3-1-like. Gene Ontology annotation, molecular function: protein kinase binding. Gene Ontology annotation, biological process: regulation of cyclin-dependent protein serine/threonine kinase activity. Bases 242 to 949 code for a protein of 235 amino acids. The transcript is spliced from 3 exons. The record is from RefSeq and is a predicted model, not a curated record. NCBI's taxonomy places the organism in Eukaryota, Viridiplantae, Streptophyta, Magnoliopsida, Poales, Poaceae.
CACAGUGACCGGCCGUUCUCUCUCUUAACCGUCUCUCUCUCUCUCUAGGUGUGAACUGUGUAGCGCUGCGCUUCUUUGCCUUCGCUUCAGCAGCAUCUGCGGAGCGGCGGCUGCUACUCGCCUGCUACUCCGGGGGCGAAGGGCACCGGCGACGGCGGCCGGCGAGGAGCUGGACCCUCGAGCCCGGAUGCCUCCUCCCGAGCUACAGCUGGAGCAAGAGCACUAAUGUCAGCCUGUGGCAAUGGAUCCACCUACAACUGAUGCUGGUGAUGAACUGGAGAGCUACUCAUCCUUGGGUUUGACAGUACCAUACUCACAGAAAGACAAUGCUAAAUUUCCAAAGGUUCUUUUGCUUCUGUCAGCAUAUCUUGACAAGAUAGUUAAGGAGAAUGAAGAGCUACUUGAUUCCAGUGAAAUAAAGGAGUCAACAACUAUCUUUCAUGGUCAGAGGGUGCCAGAACUUAGCAUAAAGCUCUAUGCAGAACGCAUCUUCAAGUAUGCACAGUGCAGCCCAUCUUGCUUUGUGUUGGGACUCAUCUACAUGGAGAGAUAUCUACAGCAACCAAACAUUUACAUGACGUCAUUUAGUGUUCAUCGCUUGCUGAUUACAAGUGUUGUUGUUGCUGCCAAAUUCAUAGAUGAUUCGUUUUUCAACAAUGCAUACUACGGAAGAGUUGGAGGAAUUAGCACAAGAGAGAUGAACAGGCUUGAACUGGAUUUGUUGUUCAGUCUGGACUUCAGGCUCAAAGUCAAUUUAGAGACUUUCAGAAGCUACUGCUUGCAGUUGGAGAAAGAAUCACUAACUCUCGUUCUAGAGAGACCGAUCCAGGUCCAAGCCACCAACGGGACUAAACCCUUGAUUUGUAACAGCAGUGUUGAUGAGACUUGCAAGCAUGAGCUCGUGCGUGAAAGGUACAGCAGCCAGGCUCUCCAAGGAUGUAGCUGGUAAAUCGGAUCUAUCGGAUCUACAAAAUGUGGGGGUCUGAGCACUGAUAAUUCUUUUAUUUGACUAUAUGCAUUCAGAUGACUUGCAAUUGGUCCUCAUUUUAGUUAGUGAGGCAGUUAUUUUACUUUUACUUUUUCUAGAACACUGUAAUUCUUGAGCCACGCUGAAAACGUCAUUCCUGAAGUCUGGGUGCAUUUCAGUC